Messenger RNA from Oryzias melastigma (Indian medaka), 1525 nucleotides. RefSeq names its product probable serine/threonine-protein kinase samkC. NCBI's taxonomy places the organism in Eukaryota, Metazoa, Chordata, Actinopteri, Beloniformes, Adrianichthyidae. Bases 151 to 807 code for a protein of 218 amino acids. The record is from RefSeq and is a predicted model, not a curated record. The transcript is spliced from 4 exons.
GUCCCGAGUCCGGACUGUGGUCCACGGAGAGGGGUGUGGCGGUCACUCCGAGCUCCGAAUCCUGGGAGGAGUGAGAUUUGGGGAAACUGCCGCUGUUCACACCCGAGGAGCUGAUGGAGAAAAGAGGAGGAGCCAGAUGGUAGAAACCGGAUGCUCACCCCAUCCAAGAGACAAUCUGUUGCAUUUAACCAACAAGACCUACCAUUUCUUGCUGGCGUCCAACGAGUCCAGACACCCUCCGUGCUUCUAACCAUGUCCCUGUUCAUGGCUGCAAUGAAAAAAGAAGCUCAAGCCGAUGUUCACCGCAAUCAAACAGAUAACUUCUUUGAUGAUUUCCAGGAGGCUGGGGAGAACCAGACUCCUUCAGCUCCGACGGCUCAGGAGAAUCCAUCCGUUUCCAACAGUUCAUUAGGAAUCUCCCCUUCAGCCAGCGAGAGUCAAAAGACGAUUAAGCUGUCCCUCACAAUAACCUUUCAACCGGCUCAGCCGAAGCCUUCAGCGGGGACCUCCAUCAGGGGGAAAGCCACCAGUAAAACCAUGGUGCUUCAGGAGCUGCUGUGGCGGCUGAAGGAGCGGCGGUGGGAGCUGCAGCAAAAGCAGCAGCAGCUCAACCAGAGCUUUCCACCCAAGCAACCCCUGCAGAAGCCGCCUCAGCCUCAGCUUCAGCCCCGGAGCCCCACGCCUCAGACCCGGAGCCCCACGCCUCAGACCACCCAGCAGCCCAACGAAGAGCCACCAACCCUGGAGGUGAAGCCGCAGAAUCCAGCAGCCGCAGAGCUGGAUGAAGAGAUGAAAUGUGAGAAAUGAAUUCCAAAAUGUAUCGCGGUCAACUCAACUGAUAUUUAAAAGCUUCCCAUUCGACAUAUCUGAAGUGUUUGGUUUAGGUCAGCAAAACAUUUUUUUAUUAUUAGCUGUAAGAUGUGAUUUACUUUGGUAUUUUUAGUCAUUUAGAAAUAAAAAAUGUCUUUGGAAAAAAAAAGGAAAACAUAAGGUUUUUCUGCAGCAGUAUUGCUAGAAACAAGUGUUUUCCCAGCAGGAGCAUCCCAGCUGCUUUUCUAUAACUUCUAUAUUAAGUAAGGAGUAGGAGGAGAAAUUAGGAUGCUGCAUUUUCAAAAUAAAAGCACCCAAACAUCAUCCAAUAUUUUUUAACAGUUUAAAAUGUCAGAGAAAAGAAAUAAAAACAUGUAAUCAAUAUAAAUAAAAACAAUGAAAUGUCUCCAUCUGUUGUUUUCUCAGUUGAUUUAUUAUGUCAAGUGUGUAAUUUGAAGCAAUCUGCACCAUCUGACACGUAUUUGCAGAAAUAUCAUUAAUCCAAUUAACACUUUAUUACUGUUUUUUUUACACUUAUUGAGUCAAAAGGAAAUACAGUUUGAAAAUACUGGCAGGCUGUCCUGCUGUGAACCUGGGAAGAGAUUCUGGUUGUGUGAGCGUGUUUGAAUGUGAGUGCAUAUGGAAACGAGCCUGGAUUUGCUCCGAGUAUCUUUGGCGGGACACUAUCAAAACAAGAAAAAAAAAAAGAAAAAGA